AUGGAUCCAGACGAUCAAUUAGAUUCUACCCGAACAGAUGCAAACGGUCAUUUUCAAUUGGCGGGGGAUGAGCGGGAAAUGACUAAUAUUGAUCCUCAAUUAAAAAUAUACCACGACUGCAAUAAAGGGAUUAACCCCUGCCCUCGUAAAUGGAUUUUGAAUCUCCCAGAUAAAUACAUAUAUUCUGGCCGUGCUCCCCCCAAAGUCUACUAUGAUAUGGGCGAAGUUAAUCUUGAGGUGGAAAUUGAGGGAGAGUCUUUUGAUUGUAUUCAUUGA
Molecule: messenger RNA, 276 nt
Organism: Meloidogyne enterolobii
Lineage: Eukaryota; Metazoa; Nematoda; Chromadorea; Rhabditida; Meloidogynidae
Source: the annotation of a GenBank genome assembly